Cyprinus carpio (common carp) is the source of this 3941-nucleotide messenger RNA. Its product is annotated as SR-related and CTD-associated factor 4-like. Gene Ontology annotation, biological process: negative regulation of termination of RNA polymerase II transcription, poly(A)-coupled. Gene Ontology annotation, molecular function: RNA polymerase II C-terminal domain phosphoserine binding; RNA binding. NCBI's taxonomy places the organism in Eukaryota, Metazoa, Chordata, Actinopteri, Cypriniformes, Cyprinidae. Gene Ontology annotation, cellular component: nucleus. The record is from RefSeq and is a predicted model, not a curated record.
GGAUGGUCAUGCGUUCUUCCAGCGCUGUCGAGUGGGCGUUCAUCGCAACAACAGCCUCUCAAUCCCAUCCUGCACCGCGAGCACCGCGCCGACUCCGAGCGAGUCCGCUGUCUGUCUGCUGCCAGGGGCGGACAUGUUGGGGCGGCCUGCUGGAGGACAGUACCGCUCGUACUUCUGAUUUUACCGGAGAAAGUGACAACAAAACAGAGACGGGACAACAUGGAUGCUGUCAACGCUUUUAAUCAUGAGUUGUUCUCCUUGAUGGACACCAAGCCUCCCAUCUCGAGGGCCAAGAUGAUCUCCAUCACCAAAUCUGCCAUAAAAGCCAUUAAAUUAUACAAGCAUGUUGUCCAAAUCGUAGAAAAGUUCAUAAAGAAGUGCAAACCCGAGUACAAAGUUCCAGGACUCUAUGUGGUAGAUUCCAUUGUGAGACAGUCACGGCAUCAGUUUGGAGCUGAUAAAGAUGUGUUUGGACCUAGGUUCACAAAAAACAUCACAGGGACAUUUGAGAAUCUAUGCUUGUGUCCCACAGAAGAUAGGAGUAAGAUAGUGAGAGUGCUGAACCUGUGGCAGAAGAAUGGAGUGUUUAAGAUUGAGGUAAUCCAGCCUCUAUUAGACAUGGCUGCUGGAUCUAGCAGCUCAACAGGCUUGGACAACAGCCCUGAGGGCGCAUCUCCACAGUCUCCUGUGAGGGAACAGGAGGCUCAUCCUGUGGUGACGGCAAACUCAAUUGCAGCAGCUGUGCCUCAGCUUCAGAACUCCGAUGCCUUUGUGGCUGUUGCUCAGCUAUUUCAGUCUUCUCAAGGACAGCAGCUUCAGCAGAUGCUUCAGAACUUUCAGCCGCCAGGGAAACCUCAGUCUCCAGCUGUGGACAAUAACAGGAGUCACCACCACCAACAGGCCCAAACUAUGACUGCCACCUCUACCAUCACACAUCAGCAUAUCCAUCACGCACCACAGCCUGUGGAAAAGAAAGCCACCUUUGACAAGUGUGGACUAGUAGGAGCUGUACCGUUAAGUCGACUAGACCCGCACAUCCCUAAUGAAAGCUGCAGGGUGAUUGGGAAAUGCUUGCAGGGAAGGAACCACAUGUUGCUGAAGGAGACACUUCUGGACCGCUUUGAUUAUGACGAUGAGCCAGAAGCAGGUGAGGAAGCCAAAAAGGGUGAAACGCCAUCUGUCCAACCUACUAUGGGAUUUCCUGAGCAGACCGUCCCAGGAUUUCCACCAGCCGAUCAGAUGCAGCACUUUCAACAGCAUAUGAUGGCCGUGACACAGCAGCAACAGGUUGUUCUACCAUCAAAUGGACAGGUCCAAAGCUUUGGUCUUAUGACCUCUCAGCCCUAUCCAGACAUGAUGCCUCAGAUGGGGCAGUCACACACAGCUUUCCCCUCUCAGAAUGACACCUUCAGUCAGCACAUGGCUGGACAUCAGCAUCCGGAAAUGAUGAAUUCAGAUGCAUCCGCCAGGCCUUACCAAGAUGACAAGAGGUCACGGUCACGUUCAGGGUCGAGAUCUCCUAAAAGAAGGUCUCGGUCUAAUUCCCGUACCAGACGAAUGCGGCAUCGGCGAUCGCGCUCUCGCUCUCGAGAACGACGGCAUCAGUCACCUCGCUCUCGCUCACAGGAAAGAAGAGACAGAGAAAAGGAACGAGAACGAAGACAGAAAGGCCUUCCUCCUAUAAAGAAUAACACUCUCAGUGUGUGCAGUACUACGCUAUGGGUGGGCCAGCUGGAUAAAAGGACACAGCAGCAGGAUGUGGCCUGUUUACUAGAGGAGUUUGGGCAGAUAGAUUCAAUUAAUAUGAUUCCUCCUCGUGGUUGUGCCUACAUUGUCAUGAUUCAUCGUCAGGAUGCCUAUCGAGCUCUGCAGAAACUAAGCAGAGGUCCAUACAAAGUCAACCAGAAAGCCGUUAAGAUUGCCUGGGCUCUGAAUAAGGGCAUUAAGGCUGAGUUCAAGCAGUGUUGGGAUGUGGAGUUGGGUGUAACCUACAUACCAUGGUCCAAAGUAAAGAUGGAGGACCUGGAUGUGUUUAGAGAAGGAGGGAUGCUGGACCCUGAUACUCUUGCACCAGAAUGGAGAAGCUCUCAAAUUGAGCUAGAGAAUGCUGAAGAGUCUCAGAACGGCAGGCCUGUGUGUGGAGGAGUGGAGGAGAGCACGGCUGUAGUACCUAUGCAGGUUCCUCCUGUCCAGCCAAAAGGAGCAGUCGGUGUCCCACCUCCAGGAUUCCCAGCACCCAUGAACAUCCCACCCCCCUCAUUCCCACCCGGAGUUCCCCCACCACCGGGUCCUUUUAUACGUCCAGGCUUUAACCCAAUGCAGAUGCCACCAGGAUUUCUUCCCCCGGGUGCCAUGCCUCCUCUGGGCGCCACUGGGCCUCCUCCACCUACUGCAGGGAUUGGCAUGCCUCCAGUUGGCAGCUCAGUUGAAGACCUGUCAAAAGACCCAGCAGGUAUGGGCCCAAGAAUCAACAGUGAUGGCAUAGAGGGGUUCAACUCAGGAAACCAGGUGCCUCCUGGAGGUCCAGCAGGGAUGGGCAUGCAGUCUCCACCAGGUCUUCUAGGUUCAAGGCCGGGUAUGAUGCCUCUCCAGCGGCCUCCAGGGAUGCCGCUUCCACACAUGCAGCGCUUCCCCAUUCCACCUCCUCGGCCUGGCAUGCCACCCAUCCCUCCACAGAUGAUGCCACCAAGGGGUCCACCUCAGAUGAUGCACCGGGAGCCACCACCAGGGGGCUUCACCAUGCCACCCCCUCCUCAUGGCAUCAGGGGCCCCUUCCCCCCUCUUGGUCCUCCCUUUAUGAGGCCAAGCGGACCCAGACCAGAUGGGCCAAAUGAUCACGAGGCAAGGCCAUUCAGAGGCGAGCGCCCCGGUUUGGGAAGGGGCAGAGAUCGAGAACAGGACUGGUACGGAGGGCGACGGCCCUUUGGUGAGGGGCAUGGUGAUGAGAGGCCGGAUGGUCGUGAGCGAUUUGGAGGCUGGCACGAGGAGCCGGAAAAACAAGGCGGGUGGGACAGAGAGAGAGAACGCAGGGACUGGAGGAGAAGUCCUAAUGGAGAGAGGGAUCGAAAUAGAGAUAGAGAUCGAGGACGGGAUGGUGAAGAACGGACGAAGCGCUCUGCAGGUAGCAGAGAGAGGAGCACACGCUGGGACCGAGAUGAUAGACUCGAUCGACUGGGUCUCACCAGUGAGGAACCCAAUGAGAGACUUGCAGCAAAUACCAACGAGCCCAGUGCAAAUGCUACUAAAGAACUUCCUGAAGCUAAGCCAGAUGUUCCAGCACCUUCCACCACAGCCACAGCAGACUCAAAAGCCUCAGAACAUAUUACAGAGAACAAAUCUGCUGAACAAACACAUACGGAAGACUCAUAAAGGCCUCUUUGUAUGUCAAGACCAUAUGAGCUUCUUACAUGUCAGUGCUAAUCUUGGAUACUGCUGGCUAGAAAGCAAAGUCCAACUGUUGUGGGAUGCUUUAUGCAUAUGAUGCUUGGUUCUUCAUCCCAGACCAAGUUUUUCAGACUUUAUAAAGCGUAUUUUGGCAAACGUGGAACGUUGCCUUGUGAAUUUAUUGUCCCACCUCAAUGAAGCUUGAAUAUUGUAUUAAAACUGAAGUUAAGGAAAAGAAAAUAUUAAUGAUUCUGCUGUAAAUAUGCUAACCUUACUUGAAUAAUGUUUGUAGAUUUUGACUGGCAGGUUUUUUUUUUUUUUUUUUUUUUUUUUUUUUUUUUUUUCAUUUUAGUGUUAUCCCUUUUGAGUCCAGUAAUGGAAACAUUGACUAAAAUAAGAUAUUAAGACCCUUUUGCUGUAAUGUUUUCUAACUUAAUGUUUACAACAUACAAAAAAGAAAAGAAAAAAGAUGUUUUUAUAAUUAACUUUUUGGAGAUAGGCACUCCAGAUAUUUCAGCGAUAGGCAUUUGGUUUUAAUAAAAUAUUUUCAUACCAAA